Molecule: messenger RNA, 951 nt
Organism: Phyllotreta striolata
Lineage: Eukaryota; Metazoa; Arthropoda; Insecta; Coleoptera; Chrysomelidae
Source: the annotation of a GenBank genome assembly
AUGGGCGAACGAAAAGGUGUCAACAAAUACUACCCACCCGACUACGACCCGAGAGUCGGGGGGCUGAACAAAUUCCUGGGCACUCACGCCCUCCGAGAAAGGGCCAGGAAAAUCGACAAGGGCAUCAUCAUCAUCCGAUUCGAGAUGCCCUACAACAUUUGGUGCGAGGGCUGCAAAAACCACAUCGGAAUGGGCGUCCGGUACAACGCGGAGAAGACCAAAGUGGGCAUGUAUUACACCACGCCCGUUUACCAAUUCAAAAUGAAAUGCCACUUGUGCGAUAACCAUUUCGUGAUCAAGGCCGAUCCAGGGAAUCUGGAUUACGUGAUACUAUCCGGAGCGAGGAGACAGGAGAACCGGUGGGAUCCAACGACCAAUGGUCAAGUCGUUCCAGAAACUAAAGAAACCCAGAAACGUUUGUUCGACGAUUCCAUGUACAAAUUGGAGCACGGCAGCGAAGAUAAAAAUACUGCGGAUAGCGCGAAACCCGGAUUGGUUAAAUUGUUCAAUCGAAACGAAGACGUUUGGGCGGAUUCGUACACCGCUAAUCAAGUGCUCCGAGCGCAAUUUAGGAAAACGAAUUACGAUCUAAAACGCAAAGCGUCCGAGGAUAGUUUGUUGCUCAAAAAAUCCAGUCUGGAUAUUCCGCUGUUGGCCGAACGGGAAGAGGACAAACACAUAGCCGGUUUGCUCAGCAUGAAGCUCAAACCUUCCAGAAGCAUUUCCGAAACCACCGAUAACGUACGGAAGGAAAUUAUCUCGCAAUCGUCUCUGCCGAGUAGCAAUUUCACGAGAACCAAAGAAGCUAAAGCUAUUAGAAUAUUAAAUCAGAGCAAAAGAGACUUGGGUAUAAAACGAAAAUGUCCAGAGAACGCCGUUAAAGAGGACGAUGGAAACGUUAAAAGGCCUUCGUUGGUGGGUGAUUACAGUUCAACGAGUGAAUCGGAUUGA